AUGGAAGAGAAGCAGCAAGAGAAGUUUUUGGAGGAACUGGGGUUGGAUCACCACUACAGAGAGAAGCUGUCCCUAAGCACACUUCUGAGGAUUGACCAGAAGACCUUUACAGAUGAACCUGCCAAAUGUAAUCCAGAUCUUCCAUGGUAUUUUCUGAAGAAACUAAUGAUGGUUAAUGUGACAGCUAGGAAUGUGAAAUAUACACCUGCACACGAGUCCAACUGUGAGGAUCACACAGAUGGUCUUGAUGACCUAGACGAAAAAACACAUUCAGGUGAAACACUGAAUCCCCUUGACAUAAUCACUGCUCUCUUCCUGUGCUCUGAUGGUUUUGUACAGCAGGAAAUGGCCCUCAAAAUGUCCAUGUGUCAGUUUUCCGUGCCUCUGUUGCUUCCCAACUGUGACACAAAGCAGUGCACACUCAUGCUUUGGGCCAUGAGAGACAUUGUUAAAAAGUACAGACCUCGGUCCCUUGUAGAAUCCAAGGGAUUUAUUGAAGAGAGAAUUGUUGUCUCUAAACUUCCAAUGAUAUCUUUUGUGAGACUGGGUGAGUGCUCUUUGUCCAAGUCAGAGAUCCUCAAUAAGCUUCUGAGCAAUUCUCAGCAGAACCAUGACACCUUUGUUCACCGUAACAUGGAGGGUGGUGACAGUCCAAGGAGAAUAUCCAAUGGAUUGGUUGAAAUGACUUGGUACCUCCCUUGUGGGAACAAAAACCUGGACGUCUUCAGCGAGCCAGUUGCUGUAGCUAACCUUCGUGGGGACAUUGCUUCAUUUGAAACACAAUUUUCUUUCUUGUGUCAGACAUCUGCAGCAGUUUUUGUCUUCUUUGAUGCUUUGGAAGCUGAGUGUGAGCUGCUAACCAACCAACAACACAAGGCACAGAUCUUCUUGGUGGGCAACCGUCAAAGCAAAGAUUUCAAAUUAGAUGCUGUAAAAAAGGUAGCAACCAAGUUGAGCUUAACCAAGAGCAACAUCCUUUUGAAAGAUAAGCACAUAAAUGAUGCAAACUUUGUCAAAGAUUUGCGGGAAAAAGUCAGCAAUGCAUUUGAAAACACAAAGGUGAAGAGGGGAAUUGAGAAGAUGUCUGACAUUGCCCAUGAACACGGAAUCUCUGUUGAUGAAGACUCUCCAGACUGCCAGAAUGCGAAGAAAAACUCAGAUGCCAUCACUGCAGAAAUUCAAGACCUUCUUGAAUACAAAGAAGCUCAGCUUCCUUUGCAAGGACAAAUAUGGAAAGACCUCACUUGCUUAGAGAAGGAAGAAUUCCGGCUUCGGAAAGUUGGGUCUGAAAAAAAUAUAGAAAAGUACAAAAGUGAUCUUCGGCUACAGAAAAAAGAACUUCGGAAAAAACAGAACUCUCAGGACAUGUCAAAGGCAAUGACAUGUUUCAUCAAUGCAAUAUCAAGCCCAGGGAUAGAGAGGUGCUAUUUCCUGAAAUGGAUGCGAAUGAACCUCGAUAACGUGUCUCGGGAAAAACUCUUUGACCUCAGGGAGCAGUACAAAGAAAAAUGCAAAAACCCUGAGAACAAAGAGGAUAUCAAGGAGAUUGAGAAACAACUUUCCAACAGCUCAUUAGGGACUGAACACUUCUUCCGUGAAAUGGGCCAGAUCUAUGAAGCUUCCCUAUUGCUUCCUGAAACAGACCCAGCACGUCAACAACUGCAGCAUCUCCCCAAGCUAUGUGCAGAAUUAAUGCUUGCUGGAUUUCCACUUGAGCUUGUAGAUGGAGAAGCAUCCAACAUACCUCUCAGAUGGGUGAGUGAUGUUCUCUCUCAGCUCAAUGACUUGGUGUCUCCUAAGAACAAGAUCCUGGUAGUCACAGUUCUUGGAGUUCAGAGCACAGGAAAGUCCACUCUCCUCAACACCAUGUUUGGAGUGCAGUUUGCAGUCAGCAGUGGUCGAUGCACUCGAGGUGCCUUUAUGUUGCUGAUUCAAAUCAAUGAAGAUGUCAGAAAAGACCUCAACUGUGACUUCAUAGUGAUCAUUGACACUGAGGGCUUAAAGUCACCAGAACUCGCACAACUGGACAAUAGCCACGAGCACGACAAUGAGCUUGCAACACUUGUUGUGGGGCUGAGUGAUAUCACCAUCAUCAAUGUUGCAAUGGAGAAUUCAACAGAAAUGAAGGACAUCCUACAGAUAGUUGUACACACUUUCCUCAGGUUGACAGAGGUGGGAAAAAAGCCCAAAUGUCAGUUUGUUCACCAGAAUGUGUCCGAUGUUUCAGGCCAUGACAAGAGCCUGAGAGACAGGAAACUGCUCCUGAAGCAGUUAAACGAGAUGACCCAGGCAGCAGCCAAAAUGGAAAAGAAAGAAAUGUACUCGAGCUUCACUGAUGUGAUGGAGUACAGUCCAGACACUGGAAACUGGUACAUUCCUGGACUCUGGAAUGGAAACCCACCGAUGGCACCAGUCAAUGCAGUUACACAAGCUGAAAAAAGAAUCUCCAACUUCGGUACACCUGCUGAUAAAUCGAACAAAUCUGACAUGAGAGAACUUCUCAUGCUAUUGAGAAGCGAAGCUUUGAUAGAGCUGUCUGAAUGGGAGACAAAGCUUCUUGGAAAUCUGGAACAGUACUUCAAGGAAAAAGAGAGUCAUGUCUAUCUUGUUGAAGGAUACAGACAGGAGUUUAAAAACAGUGCAAUGAGCCUUCAAGGAGAAAUGGAAAGGUCUGUGUUUAAUCAACUCACAGCAGCAGCUGACAUCAGAAAGGGGAUGACAGAACUUGAUAGAAUCAAGGAGAACCACACAAAGGAAUUAGAGGGCAAAGUUUGUGCAUUGAUUGAAGAAUGUAGGAAGAAAAACAUCAAGAUGAAAGAGGAAGAGCUGGACAAAGAAUUUGACAAGAUGUGGACUCAAACAGUGACUCACCUAUCCUGUUCAGAAUUGAAGGUUGAGGACAUUUUCACCAGUGUGUCUCACUGCCUGAGAACACAUCUAAGACAAAAGGGAAGUCAAGCGAGUUAUUUGUUGAGUAACAAAACCCUGGAAGAGUGUGGACGGUUGCCUUUUAAAUAUACAGCUGAAGGAAUUAAGCGAUUUAUAGACCUAGUCAGUGCUCAAAGUCACACAAAGGCUGUACAACAAACAGCUGACAGCAUCAUUACAGUUUGCUCAGAGAUGAUGACUGACAAAAUGCAAAGAAAGAGUCAUUACCAUGAUACCUACAUAAAGGAGAUUCUAAAGAUGAUUGAUGAGAAGCUGCAAAACAAUCAGGAAGUUGACAUCAUUGAAGUCUCUCUGAAACUGCACAUCUGUGGAGACGCAGCCAGAAGGUUUCAGAAAAUGCAUGAAGAUUUCAUCCAUGAGAAUGAUCCCUACAGAUGUCUGAACGAAAACAAAGAAACGUUUCGUUCUGAUUUUAAAGAUGUGUUCCCUCAUGUAGUCCAGUGCCAGAAGAAAGCAGAAGAAUUCACAGACCGAUGCUUGAAGCCUGCAGUCGAAGACUUUGUCAACCGUUCCCUGGGUCCUGAUAUCAUUGGUGAAAUGAAGACAAGUGAGCAGUUCAGCACAAGAAUGUCCUUCCAGUAUUCAGUUUUACUGGAUCUGCUCUCAGAGGAUGACUUUAAAAAGUACCUGAGCUUUAUUUGCUCCUAUGAGAAAUAUGUAAAGAAUUGGAUACUCAACAAAAUAGUGGAACGCUUCUCAAAUGGGUCUACGAUGUUCGAGGAACAACAUCUCCAGUCAUGUGUCUACAGCAUAAAUACUGCUAUCCAGAAAGCUCAAACAGAAAAGAGUCUCAACUUGAAGUCAUUUGUUGACGUUGUCUGUCAGGAGCUUGGUGACAAACUGGUCAUUUCCCAGGAUGCUCUUGGUAAAUUCAUGAUCCUGAACAAUGCCAAUCAGGAACAGUUUGCUCACAGGCUCACGGAGUGUGUGAAGGAGAUGGCACAAGCUCUUAGAGAGAAGUUUAAGGAAACAAACAUCAAAACUAAACUACAGAACCUUCUGGUGAAACCUCAGAACGAGCUUUUCAACACACUGAUUGGAUGUGGUGAACAGUGUCCGUUCUGCCAAGCGCCCUGUGAUGCAGGAGGAAGAGCCCACAAGGAGCACUUCACUUUACUUCAUCGUCCAAAUGGUCUGGUUCAAUACAGAUCGGAAGAGACACAAAAACUUGUGAUUGACUUAUGUUCUUUCUCUGUGAACAGUGACAAGCGUUUUCGCUGCAGUGCUUCAAAGGGUGAAUGGCAUCCUUACAAGUCUUACAGAGACAUUUAUCCGGACUGGAAAAUCCCACCAGAUGCAAGCCUCCAGGCAUCAGACUACUGGAAAUAUGUAAUGGCAAAGUUCAAUGAUGAGUUUGCAGCAGCAUACGAUGCAAAGCCUGCUGAUAUUCCUCCAGGUUGGAAAGAAAUCACAAAGGAGGAAGCAGAGGCAAGCCUCAAAGAGGCAUUUUCUAUCAAAUGAGAAACUACAAGCUUUGUGCUCACAGAGGGUCACGUCCUCCUCAUUACAGUCAUCAUCCUCUCAUGGAUAUUUAGAUUACACUUGAUUCAUAUGAAGAGAAGCACACAGAGUAACAUGCUGUUUGUGAGAAGGCAAGGUUGACCAUAUAUUUUCCCCACAACAACUUACAAGGAACUUGUAAAUGUUUCAGUUUGAUUAAAUCAGACUUUGUGUCCUACUUCUUUGGUUGUUAUUGUCGUAUCAAUUAAUCAAAUCCGAUUUGAUUAAGUGUUUUUAUUUCCUUAAAGUAACUGAUGCAAAAAUAUUUGCUUUUAUGUUUUUCUGUGUUUUUGUCAUAAACACAUUAACAAUUUCAAUGUUUUAAAAUAUCAUUCAGUCUUCAUGUCAACAUGAAGAUUGGACAAUGUCUUUAUUUUUAUUUCAAAUAAGUAUCUGGCUCUUAUUAUUAACAUUUUUAUUGACACAUUUAGAAUUGUUGUCUUUUCAUUUCUGAGCUGCAUCAAAAGCCACACAUUUACAUUUUUAAAUCAGUUAAUGAAUCAUUGUGUUUUAGUGGUGGUACAGUCAACAUGUAAACAUGACAGAAAGUCUGCUGUAAUCAAGUUAAGUUUGAUAUGUGACCGUUUCCCAGAGAGGUAGAAUAUAUUCUUAUUUAGUUUCUGUGAAUACAUAUAAACAUCAGUUACAAAUAUUUACAUAUUCAAUGUUUAAAAUAUCAUUCAAUCUAAAUGUCAACAUGUAGAUCAUACAUGUAUUUUCUUCUUACCUUAUUGAGUGCUAUUCCAAUACGUAUAUAACUCCAAAUAUUUACAUUUUUAUGUUCGUGUUAUUAUAUUGACUCAAAAUGUAUUAUGUUACUUUUCGUUUUGGGCUGCAUCAAAUGCCACAUUUUAACAUGUUUAAAUCAGUAAAAGGAUAAUUUAGUUCAUAUUCAGCAUGUCAACAUGACAACAAGUUUGAAUCAAGUUAAGGAUGAUAUGUGAUUGUUUUCCAGAAGGUUAUAAUCUAUUAGAUUUUGUUGUUGAAAGAUAUUUCAGUCUAAAUGUCAACAUGUAGGUUAUCCUUCAGGUUGUUUUUCUUUCCUAUUCGAGUAUGAUAUGUCAUUUCCUUAGCUCAAAAUCUGUUACGACUUUAUUUUUUAUCAACUUAGUAUCUGAUAUCACAUAUUUACAUUUAUUAACACUUAAAAGAUCAUUCAAUGUAAAAGUGCUAUUGUCAACAAGUAAACAUGACAACGUUUGUUUUAAUCAAGUUCAGCAUCAUAUGAUCUUUCUUUUACUCAGAGAUUAUAAUCUUUUGUUUCUGUGAAGUAUCUGAUUCUUUAUAUUUACGUAAUAAAAAAUAUAAUUCAUUCUUUAUAUUGUUAACAUGUAUACUGACCACUGUUUACUAUUUCAAUAAAGAGACCAAAUCUGCA
Molecule: messenger RNA, 5827 nt
Organism: Trematomus bernacchii (emerald rockcod)
Lineage: Eukaryota; Metazoa; Chordata; Actinopteri; Perciformes; Nototheniidae
Product: up-regulator of cell proliferation-like
Molecular function (GO): GTP binding; GTPase activity
Source: RefSeq, a predicted model, not a curated record